This is a messenger RNA of Spodoptera littoralis (African cotton leafworm), 1077 nucleotides long. The record is from the annotation of a GenBank genome assembly. NCBI's taxonomy places the organism in Eukaryota, Metazoa, Arthropoda, Insecta, Lepidoptera, Noctuidae.
AUGAUUUCUUUUCAUCGGCUUUAUCAUGUCUCCCGCAUCGCUUUCAGUUUGAAGAAGCAAGGAUUAAAACUAUGUAAAAUGGUGAAUCCGAAGAAUAAAAGGCAAUGGCACCCCACACAACAAUUCUUCGAAAAUACUUUACCAACUGUAAAGAGCCUAACGCUGCAAAAGCACGAACCUGGGAAGCGUGGAAUGCGGCGCACAUCCAUGCUGAACAAAAUGUUUAUGAAACAUAUAACUGACAUGAUGUCUACGGGCACAACUGCUUUGGAUGUAGUGGGACGAGGAAUUGAAAUUUCAAGAGUGAAUAUCACUCCAGAUAUGAACACAGUCAAUGUGUUCUGGGUGUGCAAAGGCAAUGCUUCCGACGCUGAAACUGAGAAGAUAUUGAAUAGAGUAGCCGGUGGCCUGAGACGUGAGCUGUCCACACUCAGGGUCAUGGGAGAGGUGCCUUACAUUGUGUUUGUUAAAGAUAAACAAGAAGCUCAUCUAGUAGACUUGGAUCGCCGUCUAGCAAUGGCUGACUAUGGUGAGGACUAUGUUCCCACAGACUUGGGGCAGUUGCUAAAAUCUGAAUUCACUUUAAAUACCAAAUUAUCACCUGAAGUGAAGGCUAAAAUAAAGCAACUAGAAGAUGAUCUACCAGUCUUCGAGGAUCCAUUGCCUGAGAUGACUCACAGCAUAUUUGGGCUGGACCAUGCGAAGAUAAUGAGCCGACUGCUGGCAGCUAGGAAGAAGACCCAUGACGCUUGGAGUACUAUCAACACAGACUCUUCAGACGUCAUAUCAUAUAGAACAACUCCUUAUAAAGUUCCAGAUGUUGGCAACCAGAGAAAAGAGCUGGCCGACUUCUUACUGCAGAGACAGAUUCUUCAAAAGAAACUUUCGAAGCAGAACAAAUCUCAGGAGCAGUGGCUGCUGGCGGAGAAGGAGACGGAAGAAGAGGAGGAGGUGGAGGAUGUAGAAGAAGCUGAUGAUGACGAGGAGUAUGAAGACGAGGAUGACUACAAUUACUACACGGGAUACAACGAGCUAACUGAACUCGAGAAUGAUGAUACCAAAGAGAACAACCCGUAG